Meloidogyne enterolobii is the source of this 1697-nucleotide messenger RNA. The record is from the annotation of a GenBank genome assembly. NCBI's taxonomy places the organism in Eukaryota, Metazoa, Nematoda, Chromadorea, Rhabditida, Meloidogynidae.
UCUGCAAUCAUGUCUAUAAUGAGUAAAGAAGAUUCUUCCGUUACUACGAGCAAGAAAAAAGGGAAAAAAGCUGUUUAUAUUUAUCGCUUUCUUGAUAAGAUGGAUGAAGAAGACGUUACUCUUGAUGAUGUUUUUAAUGGAUUGUCUCUAUCUUUUGUGGAAAUAACAGAAAGGCGACAAUAUAAUCUUCAUUUGAUGCGUUGUCUCACUGAUCAAUUUGCUAAAGGUGUUGCUAAAAACACUCUGGUUUCGUUCCAAACGUUUAAAAUGGCAGUCAAAGCUUUGGAGACUGCACGUAAAACUACUGAUAUUCGCACUAUGCCAGCUUUUUGGCCCUAUUUCCGUCAACUUUUUAUCCAUGUCAAACCUGAACACUUGAAUGAGGCAAUUGAGCAUUUUAUUAGUAAUAAAGAACUUUUGGAUACUGGGAGGUUGAGUCAAAAAAUAAAGACGAUGGUGGAUUCUUACAUAGGUUUUACUGAAGAAUUUAAAAACGUUCAGCAUUUCAUUAUUUAUGGGAAUAUUUUCGAUUUUGAUAAUGAUGUACUUGAAAAAUGUCGACAACUUUCUUUUUGCUUAAUGCUAAAUCCGAAAAAAGGAAUUAAGGCACUGACUAUUGCUGCUAUGAGAAGUGAUGAGGCACGUGAAAAUCUUAUUAAGUUCUUCCAUAUUGUGCCAGCCUUUCUUAAACAUAAAAUUCAAUACAACAAAACGCAGGAGCCAUUAGCAGUUGGUUUAAUUCGACAGAUUCUUGAAAAUGAAAUCUCAAUUAUGCUUAUGCAAGAAAAAGUUGAGUUUCUUGAACGCCUCAUUAAAGGGAUUAUCAAUGAAUCUAUUUUGGGAGAGAAUAAAGUAAGUCCACCGAUAUUGGAAAUUGAUGUUUUUGCCAAUUUACUUUUACCAACAGAAGAUAAUACAAUUAAAUUGAAAGCCCAAUAUGGAUGUUUUCUUAAAUAUCGUGAUCAUUAAUUAGACUCUUGUUUGAAUUUUUUGAAUUUAUUUUGAAUAUAUUUGGCAUUAUUUUGGUUUAUAAAAUAUUGGAGUGAAUUCGAGGUUUUAUUUUUUUAAUAAAUUUUUUAUACGUAGGAUUUUUAUAUGUAGGUAAGAGUCCUUUAAAUCAAAAUUUUUUUAAAUAUUUUUUUAAAAUAUUUCUCCAAAAAAUUUAUUUUUAAAAUUAUUUUUAGUAUCUCUUUUGCAUUUUUUAAAAAAGCCAUCAAAAUCAAUAUAUAAAUAAACUUUUAAAAAUAAAACAAAUGCAUAUUUUUGUUUUAUUUGAUCUGAUAUUUUAUAAAAAUAAAUAUUUUUAGCAAAAAUAUUAGUUACAUUUCCUUUUUUUCUCUCAAAUCAUUUUUGUCUUCUGCUUCUUCCCCCUCAUUCCUCUCCUCUCAUUUUUUGAUGUCAGCCACAAAAUUUGUCUUUCAAAAAAAUAAUUUCUUUUUUAGGGUCAAGUUUCGAAAGUGUGUCUUCUUUAUUCACUCUAAAAUUAAUAUUCUUUUUCUCUUUUAUUUUUCUGCUAAAAAAUCUUUUAAAUUAUUUAUUUUUUUGAGUGUUAAAAAUUAUCUUUCUAUUCAUAAAUCCAUUUUCUGGAAGGGAAAAUUUUUUUUUUUGUUUUUUGUUCUUCCCCUACUUUUUUUACUAAUUUUUUAUAGACUUAAUUUCCUUGAAAAUUUUAUUUUUUUCUUUAAUCCAAUUUCUUU